UCAACUUGCCUACCUGGUUAAAUAAAGGUGAAAUAAAAAAAUAAAAAGCCACUUACAUGUGACUUAACAGUAGGUGUGAACUGCACUGACAAACAUGGUCAUUGUGUGACUAUAUAUUCAGAGUGUAAGGUUUCUGCUCUUUCUCUCCCCUCUCUUUCUCACUCUCUCCGCCAUCCUCCCAGGUACCCCUAGAAAGAGGCCUUAGGAUUCCCACAGCACGGCCUACGUUAAAAUGCUGCUCUCCUUCGUGUACAGGACAACUGAUGGGACAGAGCGAGGAAAGUACUUGGCUUUGGACCUGGGAGGAACUAACUUCCGGGUGCUGGUGGUGAAGAUCCGGAGUGGAAUAAGCAAGUCUGUUCGCGUGUACAACAAGAUCUACGCCAUCCCUCUGGAGAUCAUGCAGGGCACAGGAGAGGUGUUCAACCAGAUUGUCCAGUGCAUCUCAGAUUUUCUGGACAACAUGGGGAUGAAGAAUACUCGCCUCCCGCUUGGUUUCACCUUCUCCUUCCUCUGCAGACAGACAGGAAUCGAUAAGGGAAGUUUGGUUAGCUGGACCACAGACUGUGAAGGAAGUGAUGUGGUGGAAAUGCUGCAAGAAGCUUAUAAGAACAAGGAAUGUAAGUGA
Messenger RNA from Salmo salar (Atlantic salmon), 628 nucleotides. The record is from RefSeq and is a predicted model, not a curated record. NCBI's taxonomy places the organism in Eukaryota, Metazoa, Chordata, Actinopteri, Salmoniformes, Salmonidae.